Messenger RNA from Eruca vesicaria subsp. sativa (arugula), 1381 nucleotides. The record is from the annotation of a GenBank genome assembly. Lineage: Eukaryota; Viridiplantae; Streptophyta; Magnoliopsida; Brassicales; Brassicaceae.
UCGUGAAAAAGCAAACCUGGGCUCCCACAGGGAAACAAGGUGACCUGUGUAUUACGAAGUCAUGCUCUGCCUCUCUAAGCGCUCUGGCUCUUCUCUUCUCCUGCGAUCCACUUCCCAUCUCCGUGGAGAUGCUAGGGCUGCUCUCUCCUCUUGUUCCUCUUCCUUCUCUGACCCGGACCGAGUAGUAGUAACUAGUGGGAACAGAACGUUGCAUUCUCGAGCAGGAAAUGAUCUGCUACGUGGAAGCUUUCGUGAUCAAGAACGAGUCUUGUCUCCAAAUUUCAGAUGCUUUAGUGAUGCCAGUGGUGAUAAUACUCGACCUCACUUGGACCGGAACUUUUUGGCUCAGUUAUGGGUUUCAGAUAUGAAAAGGCUAAAAGAGAGGGAGAAGCGAUAUGGGAAAGCUUCUACUAAGCAGAGAGAAGGAGAUUAUUAUGAGCAAUCUUCUUUAGCACAGUCUGAUGAAACCCAUUACGAGCCUACCCUGCAGCAACCACCUGUUAGCCAGUCUAUGUCUGGUCCUCUCAAGCCUAAAACUUCUGAUGAGGCCAAAAUUGCAACGCUGCUUGCUCGGUCUAAUUUGCUGAUUACAAGGGACAUUGAAUGGGCAAAUCUGGUUCUUGGUUUCGAACAGGAAAAUCGCUAUGCUGUAGUUGAUGUUUGCUAUCCUGAGGCGCCUGUGGGGUCUAUUCGGGAGCAAAGUCAUGUAAUUAUGCGGCAGCUGCUUCGUACCCGGCGGCCAUUUGUUGCUUCCAUAACUGAUGCAUUGGGUAACGAGCUAUUCCGGGUUCGUAGACCUUUUUGGUGGAUCACAAGUUCAAUAUAUGCUGAGAUUGAUGGAGAGGAAAUUGGUGUGGUUCACCGACGAUGGCAUCUAUGGAGAAGGAUUUAUGAUUUAUACCUCGGGAACGAGCAGUUUGCAGUGGUGGAGAAUCCUGGGUUUUGGAAUUGGACAUUUACAGUGAAGGACGCUGAUGGGGAAGUGUUAGCCCAAGUAGAUCGUGACUGGAGGGGUUUUGGCUUUGAGAUAUUAACAGAUGCUGGGCAGUAUGUGAUCCGAUUUGGAAAAUCUGAUGAUGCAUUCAAAAGUGGCCCUGCUAAAAUGGUAGAAGAGUUAAAUGUGAAACGGCCAUUGACCUUGUCGGAAAGAGCUGUUGUCGUUGCUCUUGCUAUUUCGCUAGAUAAUGAUUACUUUUCAAGACAUGGUGGCUGGGGUAUCCCGUUCAUGGCUGUGGGCGAGUAGGUCAGGGUUUCAGAUUUGUCUUCUGGUUUUCCAAAAACUUGAGAGCCUUGUGUUGUGUUUCAACUCUUAUGAAUACCCAGACUAAAUGUAACUUUGAAUAAUCCGAAAUUUAUUUAUAUAAUAAUAGUGAUAUCAUUU